AUGGUGGGGAGGAAGAAGUCAGAUGCAAAGCAGUCCGUUGCUCUCAAUGAUAAAAUGUCUCCAUCCUUGUCCAGGCGCGCUUCCUUAAGGUUAGCUCAGGCCUCGUCUACCCCGAAAACAGACAAAUCCGAGAACCAGCACGAAAUCACCGAUCUCGAUGAUGAGCCUGUAUCCUCAAGUGUUCCAAAACCACGUCGGAGCAUUAGAACGGCAAAACUUGAAGUGGCCAUACCAGUGAAAUCAGCUCGUCGUCGCUCACCAUCGUCCUCCGUUGCCGCCGACGACACAUCUGCAGAUGGAAUUACUGAAUAUGACACACCAGCCACAAGUGUGGCCGUGACUCCUGCAGAGUCUGAUAUAGGGACGUCGAAGAAGAGGGUCAACGCUUCUGCUCGAGCCCGGGAACUGCGAUCAAGUAAUAUGUCUCUAGGAGGACCCAGGGGGUUGAAGAGACAAUCCGCCCUCAAGGCAGAUGAAUAUACCAUGCCCGAUAACGCGGAUGCAGCUCUAGCUAUGGACCUACAGCUUCAGGAGUAUCAAAACAAUCCCCCGAAACGCCGGAAAACUUCCAGUGAUUUAUUGCCGAAUAUCGAUUCCGCCGAUGAUGAUAGUAUGUUGACAGAACCGGAUGACGACGAGGAUGAUGAUUUCUAUGAAGAGAUCGUGCACAAGACAGCUUUCAAGAAGAAGCUCAGGGCAUCUCGUCGCUCUAAUAUCAGCCUUGUGAUCCCGGAUAGUGAUGAUGCGAUGGAGGGCGAUGAGCAUGACUACAUAACGGGUUCUGACCCGAGCGAUUCGUCUUCUGCCCCAAGUGAAGACCAACCAUUGAUCUCACGGAUGAACAAUGUGGGAAAUCAGAGACUCCAGUCUCAGAGACAAAGAUCUGCCCCGCGUACUAGUGCGCUUGCCUCUGGGAUGAGCUACCGGGCUCGCAGGGAGCGGCAGAAGCUUGAGAAACAGCAUCCUAGUAUUGUAACGAUGUGGAAUGAUCUGAAGAACGACCCUCCUAUCACGCCCGUGCCAGCAGCGCAGCCUUCGGGCAUAUCUAGGAUGCUCAAGCCGUUUCAACUCGAGGGCCUGAAUUGGAUGACUCGACAAGAACAAACACAAUACAAGGGCGGAUUGCUGGGUGAUGAGAUGGGUAUGGGCAAGACGAUUCAAGCAGUGUCUCUUCUCAUGUCGGAUUAUCCGGCAGGACGACCGUCCCUGGUCGUAGUACCGCCAGUUGCGCUAAUGCAAUGGCAGUCGGAGAUCAAGGCAUAUACAGACGGAAAAUUACAAGUCCUCGUCUACCACAACACCAACUCCAAGGUCAAGAGUCUGAAGAAGAAAGACCUCGAAAAAUAUGACGUAAUCAUGAUUUCCUAUUCUGGCCUUGAGUCAAUCCAUCGGAAAGAGUGGAAGGGCUGGAGCCGUAAUGAUGGCCUUGUCAAGGAAGACAGUGUUAUUCAUUCCAUUCAUUAUCACAGGCUCAUCCUUGAUGAGGCUCACAGCAUCAAGCAACGUACAACUGGUGUUGCGCGUGCUUGUUUUGCACUUAGAUCCAACUACAAGUGGUGCCUUUCUGGCACUCCUGUUCAGAAUCGGAUCGGCGAAUUCUUCUCACUGCUACGGUUUUUAGAGGUUCGGCCAUUUGCCUGCUAUUUCUGCAAGCAAUGUAAAUGCCAGGAACUACACUGGUCGCAGGAUGCAGAGAAGCGAUGCACGAAAUGCAAACACAGUGGAUUUAGCCAUGUAUCAGUCUUCAACCAGGAGAUACUGAACCCUAUCACGGAACGUGACAACGUGGACGCACGAAAGGAAGCAUUGGCAAAAUUGCGGCUGAUUACGGAUAGAAUCAUGCUGCGACGAGUCAAACGAGACCACACAGCUUCAAUGGAACUUCCUCCCAAGCGCGUCAUCAUACAUAAUGAAUUCUUCGGAGAGAUUGAGCGCGAUUUUUCUACCAGUAUCAUGACGAACUCCUCUAGGCAAUUUGAUACCUACGUGAGCAGGGGUGUAAUGCUGAACAAUUAUGCCAAUAUUUUCGGCCUUAUUAUGCAAAUGCGGCAAGUUGCGAACCAUCCCGAUUUGAUUCUGAAGAAGCAUGCCGAAGGCGGGCAAAACGUUCUCGUAUGCUGUAUCUGCGACGAGCCAGCGGAAGAAGCGAUUAGAUCACGGUGCCGUCACGAUUUCUGUCGGCGCUGCGUCAAGGACUACAUUCAGUCCUUUGAUGCAGAUUCUGUUGUCGACUGCCCGCGAUGCCAUAUACCUCUCUCAAUUGACCUCGAGCAGCCGGAUCUGGAACAGCAUGAAGAUCAUAUCAAAAAGAACUCAAUCGUCAACAGAAUCCGAAUGGAGGAUUGGACCUCGUCGACGAAAAUUGAGAUGCUUGUCUACGAACUUUACAAGCUACGCAGCAAGAAGCAAACACUUAAAUCCAUUGUUUUCUCACAGUUUACCUCGAUGUUGCAACUCGUCGAGUGGCGCCUGCGUAGAGCUGGCUUCAACACAGUCAUGCUUGAUGGGACCAUGUCCCCUGCGCAGCGCCAAAAAUCAAUUGACUACUUCAUGAAUAAUGUGAACGUCGAGGUGUUCCUCGUAUCGCUCAAGGCAGGUGGUGUUGCUUUGAACUUGACAGAGGCGUCAAGAGUUUUCAUCGUUGAUCCGUGGUGGAAUCCCGCAGCCGAAUGGCAGAGCGCCGAUCGAUGUCAUCGAAUUGGUCAACGCCGACCCUGCGUUAUCACGCGACUGUGCAUUGAAGAUUCAGUAGAGUCCCGAAUUGUUAUGCUCCAGGAAAAGAAAGCGAACAUGAUUAAUGGCACCAUCAACAAGGACCAAGGUGAAGCACUGGAAAAGCUCACCCCAGAGGACAUGCAGUUCUUGUUCCGGGGCUCGUAA
This is a messenger RNA of Aspergillus mulundensis, 2880 nucleotides long. Its product is annotated as DNA repair protein RAD16. Gene Ontology annotation, molecular function: ATP binding; ATP-dependent chromatin remodeler activity; metal ion binding. Bases 1 to 2880 code for a protein of 959 amino acids. The record is from RefSeq and is a predicted model, not a curated record. The transcript is spliced from 11 exons. NCBI's taxonomy places the organism in Eukaryota, Fungi, Ascomycota, Eurotiomycetes, Eurotiales, Aspergillaceae.